Messenger RNA from Solanum tuberosum (potato), 939 nucleotides. Its product is annotated as F-box-like/WD repeat-containing protein TBL1X. Lineage: Eukaryota; Viridiplantae; Streptophyta; Magnoliopsida; Solanales; Solanaceae. The record is from RefSeq and is a predicted model, not a curated record. The coding region runs from base 32 to 868 and encodes 278 amino acids. Gene Ontology annotation, molecular function: protein binding; transcription corepressor activity. Gene Ontology annotation, biological process: regulation of transcription by RNA polymerase II. The transcript is spliced from 7 exons. Gene Ontology annotation, cellular component: histone deacetylase complex.
GCAUUGAGGAAAAACUUGUUUUGAAGAUUGAAUGUAUAAAUUGCCACCACUUUUCGUGUCUUUUUUUCUCUUACCGACUUUUCUUACAGGGGAAUUGAUUAGUGCUCUUAACAAACAUAAAGGGCCAAUCAUAUCUUUGAAGUGGAACAAGAAAGGUGAUUAUCUCCUUAGUGGUAGUAUUGAUACCACUGCCGUUGUUUGGAAUGUGAAGUUUGGAGAAUCGAAGCAGCAAUUUGAUUUUCAUUCAGGUCCAUUGCUUGAUGUUGCUUGGCGAAACAAUGAUUCUUUUGCGACCAGCUCCGCUGAUAACAUGAUAUAUGUUUGUAAAGUUGGAGAGAACAAACCAGUUAAAACGUUCUCAGGACAUCAGAAUGAAAUCAAUGCUAUCAAGUGGGACCCCUCAGGUUCCUUGCUGGCUUCAUGCUCUGAUGAUACCACAGUUAAGAUAUGGAGCAUGAAACAGGAUGUCUACUUGCAUGAUUUCAGAGAACAUCGCAAAGAGAUACAUACACUCAAAUGGAGUCCAAGUGGCGCUGGUACAAGCAAUCCGAAUAAUCAGUUGUUGCUGGCAAGUGCUUCAUUUGACUCUACCGUGAAGCUAUGGGAUGUUGAACUAGGACGUCUUCUUCACAGCUUGAACGGUCACAGGGAACCUGUUUACUCUAUUGCAUUUAGUCCGAACGGUGAGUACUUGGCUAGUGGCUCAUUGGAUAAAUGCUUGAAUAUAUGGUCAGUGAAGGAGGCCAAGAUUGUAAAAACUUGCAAUGGCGAUGGCUGCAUUUUUGAAGUGUGUUGGAACAAGGAAGGCAACAAGGUUGCAGCUUGUUUCGCAAACAAGAAGGUCUGUGUGUAUGAUAUGCGAUUGUAGACGUUGAGGAAUAGCUUUAAAAGGACUUGGGAACUGAAAAUUUUCAUUUUAGUUAAUAUAUGAGCUUAUUU